Molecule: messenger RNA, 497 nt
Organism: Acaulospora colombiana
Lineage: Eukaryota; Fungi; Glomeromycota; Glomeromycetes; Diversisporales; Acaulosporaceae
Source: the annotation of a GenBank genome assembly
AAGCAUUUCGUCAUUUUGAGCUGUUCACUAAAAACUGUGAUGACUCUGCUUUAAAUCAGAACAUUCGUGGUUCAGUUUAUGAGAUAGUAUUGACCUAUGCAAAUACGAAAAAGAAUACGAACAAAGUGAAGGAAGUCGACAUAUUCAAAUCCAUUCAAAAAGUUUACGAGAAUGCCAAAACUGCGGAUCAAAAGGUUGUGACACUCAAGGGCCUUUGCUUUGUUCAAGACGAAAAUCUUAUUCGAGAUGCGUUGAAUUUUUCAAUAUCUGACAAAGUAAAACCUCAAGAUCUUGAUUACGCAUUUUACGGCGCUAUUGAUGCGUUCACGUCCGAAGAGGAUGCUAGAGAAAUCGAAAUGUUCUUUGAUGACAAAAGUACUGAUGAAAUUAAAAGACCACUGAUGCAAAGCUUGGAAGGAAUUCGUGCAAAUGCCAAUUGGUUGAAUCACGCUAAAGAGGAUGUUCCAAAGUGGUUGAAGGAAAAUAAUUAUAUGUAA